CAAAACUUAACCCAAACACACGCAGCAACUACCAUGAAGCUCUGGGCUCUCCUCCUCAUCAUGCUCACCUGUGAGGUUGUGAUGCUUCUGCCCGCGCUGGGAGGCCUCAAGCACAAACCUUUCUUUGUGGGUGGAUGGACACUGCCAAAUUCUACCGUCUCAAUUCCAGCUGAACUAAGAGAUAUUGACCAGUGCUGGGUACAGCCUUCAUCAUUAACGUAUUGUUUAAAAAGGUGCACUAAAGCAAAGGGAUGUUCCUUUCCAAAUCAUACAUGCUGCUGGACCUACUGUGGCGACAUCUGCUUGGACAAUGAGUGAGUUGUUUGGGGUGGGAAGGUUGGGCCCGGGGAUGCUUCCUCACUGCUCCUCACCCUCGUUCAGAAGCUAUGGCCUGGAACAGAAGACAUAGUCACCUCAAUCCUGGUCACAGAAAUAGGCAGCAUAAGGCAACACCCUCCUGCCUCCACGCCUAAGCUGCCACUCACUGUAAAUUAAACCAAGAUACCAGCAUGGGAGCCUCCACAUUUCUUUUCACUCUCAUUCAAUUCCCCACAGACAUCACCCAUCAGUUUGUUCAUCCCUUCUUUGUCCAAGGUCCCAAUUAUUGCCUCCUUAGUCUGGCCUCUCCACUGGCCCCUUAUCUCAGCCAAGCCCAAGAAGACCCAGUCUCUACCUGUCUGCUCAAUUGGCAAAUCUC
This is a messenger RNA of Balaenoptera musculus (blue whale), 697 nucleotides long. It is a transcript of the gene WFDC9, whose product is annotated as WAP four-disulfide core domain 9. Bases 34 to 318 code for a protein of 94 amino acids. The record is from RefSeq and is a predicted model, not a curated record. Lineage: Eukaryota; Metazoa; Chordata; Mammalia; Artiodactyla; Balaenopteridae. The transcript is spliced from 2 exons.